CAUUUAUUUUGAGAUGAAUGGAGUAGAUAUAAAGUUUAAUUAUUUGUAGGGCCCGUUUGAUAGAGCGUAGUACCUUAUAUAUAUAAAUAUAUUACAUGACUGUAUAUAAUAAUUCUCAAAAAAAAAGUUAUAGGUGAGGUUUUUAUGCGUCUAACGAACCGUCCACAGGAAGUUGAGCACUCGAACUGCUCGUUUGAGCAUGGCAACGAUGUCUUUGUACGGGCCUCAGUAGUUGUGUACUUGUGUUGCCGCAACUUUUAGUUCUUUGCUUCUCCGUGUGAGUUGGUUUUCCUCAAUUAAUUGCGCAGUUGUAAGGUUUUUGACCUGGUUUUCCUCCUAAACUAGAUCAACUCUCUUCUUAUUAUUGAAAGCAGAAGCUUCCUGCCCUCUUUUGAGGUUUGCCACAAAAGAGUAGGUGAGGUUUUGAAAAGAAACUCUGAGAGCUUCUAGACGUUUCCAUAGUUUUUGUCCAAGUUGUGACAUUGAAAAUGAGGGGUAUGACUAGACACAUGUGGUGGUUGCAAGCACUGAGCAGAGAACCAGGAGGAGAUGAAUCCGGCUAGCAUCUCUUUACUUGGUUCCGUCUUCUCAAAUCUCAUUCACAAGAAGAAAAAAAAAGAUUGCCUCAACGACCUCGUCGUAUCGUGCUAACUAUGGAUCACCUAGGCGAAGGGAGAAGGUGAAGGAUUCGACAAAUUAAGGUGCCACUCACAGAAGCUAAGCACUGGGGCAGAUUAGCACUAUCCAUCAGUUCAAAGCUGCUGCUGCCUGCUGCUGCGCAUAGCUUGUUCUCAACUCUCAAGCAUGGAGCUGGUUACAGGGGUGAUGGGCAGUCUGCUCCCCAAGCUGGGUGAGCUUCUCAAAGACGAGUAUGACCUGCAGAGGGGCUUGAGAGAGAAGAUCAAGUCUCUCUCCCGGGAACUCGAGAGCGUGCACGCUGUCCUCCGAAAGGUCGGCGCGGUGCCAUCGGAUCAGCUCGAUGAGCUGGUCAAGCUCUGGGCACGUGAUGUCAGGGAGCUGUCCUACGACAUGGAGGACAUUGUUGACAUGUUCUUCGUGCGCUUCAAUGACGGUCAUGAGUCCGAUGACCCACGUGUGCUCAGGCGCUUCCGCAAGAAGAUGAGCAAACUGUUCAAGAAAGCCAAGGAUCGCCGCGAGAUUGCUGGCGCGAUACAAAGAAUCAAUGAGAAGCUCUAGGAGGUGUCAAAUAGGCGUGCCAGGUACAGAGUCGACAGCUUUGUCACCAAACCUGCAGGUCCAGUGAGCAUUGAUCCUCGCCUUCAGGCUCUGUACAAAAGGUCAACAGAGCUUAUUGGCGUUGAUGGACCAAUGGACAAGAUCAUAAACAUGCUAUCACCUUGGAAUGAUAUUCAUCUGUCUGAUAAGAAGAAGAUCAUCUCAAUUGUAGGAUUUGGAGGACUAGGAAAGACCACCCUUGCCAAAGCAGUUUAUGACAAGCUUAAACCAGAUUUCGAUUGUGGGGCUUUUGUUUCGGUCGGUCGGAAUCCUGACAUGGAAAAAGUUUUAAGGGACAUUCUGAUUGAUCUUGACAAGCAAAAGUAUAAGCAUUCAAUUAUAAUGACAUUGAAUGAAAGGCAGCUCAUCAACGAAAUCAAGGAUCUAGUCGAGAAAAAGAGGUGCUUUAUUGUUGUUGACGACAUAUGGGAUAAGAAAUCAUGGGAACUGAUAAAAUGUGCACUGCAAGAUAGUAAUUGUGGAAGUAUAGUUGUCGCAACUACUCGUAUUUCCGAAGUUGCCAUGCAUGUCGGUCAUGUUUACAAAAUGGAGCCACUUUCUCUUGAUGACUCCAAAAAAUUGUUGUAUGCAAGAUUAGCUGGUGCUCAAGGCAAGUGUCUGAAUAUACCACCAGCUGUGGCAUGUGAAAAAAUUUUGAACAAAUGUCAUAGUGUGCCAUUAGCCAUAACUACAAUAGCUAGUUUGCUGGUGAACAAACCAGAAGAGGAUUGGUCUGAGGUGUACAAUUCUAUUGGUUUUGGUCAUGAAGGCAAUAAUGAUGUAGAGAAUACUAGAAGGAUAUUGUCUUUUAGCUACUAUGAUCUGCCUUCACAUCUAAAGGCUUGCCUAUUGUAUCUAAGCAUAUUUUCUGAAGAUGUUGAGAUCGAUAAAAAUAUUUUGAUAUGGAAAUGGAUAGCUGAAGGUUUUGUUCAAGACGAACAAGCAGCAGGGGUAGAGUUAUUUGAGCUUGGAGAGGGUUGUUUCAACGAGCUGAUAAACAGAAACAUGAUCAUGCCAGUGGAGGUACAAUAUCAAGGGUAUCAAUCUAAGGCACGCUAUAAUGAAGGGUAUGUAUAUGGUUGCCGUGUCCACGAUAUGAUGCUUGAUUUGAUCUGUUCAUUGUCGAAGGAAAAAAAUUUUGUUACCCUGGUGGACAGCUAUGAGCAAGUGGAACUUCCGCUGAGCCAUGCUCGCAGGUUAGCCAUGCAGAGUAUGAGUAUUAAAGAGAUAAACCGUCUUCAGCUGCCUAAUAUGGGCAUGGAGCAAGUGAGGUCCUUUUUGGCUAAUCGUUGUUAUGGUAUUAGUUUGGCAUUCUCAGACUUUCGAGUGUUACGUAUAUUAGCUCUAGAAUAUUGUCAGGGCAAAAUUAAUUUGUCGCAUUUCAGGAGUUUAUAUCACCUGAGGUACCUGGGGCUAGUCAAUGCGGAAAUUACAGAGCUCCCCAAGGAAGUGGGAGAUCUGAUGUUUCUCCAGACAUUGGAUCUACGAGAAACUUCUAUACUGGAGCUGCCAGAAUCUGUGGGUCUGCUGACACAACUGUUAUGCCUAUAUGUUGAUCAUCGUACAUGGGCGCCAGUUGAUCUGAUCGGGAAGCUGACGUCCCUGCAAGAGCUGUGCAUAAGGCCUGCUUAUGCGUACGACAGGUUCUACGAUGACAAGGCCAAUGGUAUGAGACAGUUUGUGAAGGCGUUGGGCAGGCUGGGAGAAUUGAGGGUGCUCCAGACUCAGAUUGAUAUAUUGGAUGAUAGCAUGGAGAAAGAUUUGCUAGAGUCUCUAGACAAUCUGCAGAAGAUACGGUCCUUGGAAAUUUUGGGGGCAUCACGAGGGUUGAACGUCGAAUGGACUAGAACAGGAUUCAUUUCCCCUAGGCAUCUCCAGCGCCUGUAUUUGGAAUGCCUUGAGUUUUCUGGACUGCCUGCAUGGAUUAACUCGUCACUUCUUCCAAACCUCUCCUAUCUAAAUAUGACAAUGGAGGUUGUGCAAGAGCAGGACAUGGAAACCCUUGGGAUGUUUCCUAUACUCUGUUACCUAAAAUUAUAUUCGCGUUGUACAAAGCUAGUAAGCUUUAAGCAUACAAGCAAUGCAGGCUACUUCCAGAAGUUGAAAUCCUUCAAGAUUGUUGGUUCAUCAGUCAGGUUUGAUCUGAGUGGCUGCGACAUAGAAUCUUCUUUCAUGCCAAGCCUUGAAACCUUUGAGACUGAUGUCCAUGUACGCUUCCUAAAAGAUGCGAACAUGCUUGGUUUCGACAAGCUUGGCUUGGAGAACCUCCCUAGUUCGCUAAAGAGAAUCAUUGUUGUAAUCUGCUGUCGAGAUGCCAGUGGUGCAGAGGUUGAGGAAGCACAGGCGGCAUUGGAGCAUGCAACUGACAGCCAUGCCAACAGUCCUAAACUUACAAUUAUGAGAUAUGGAGUACAAAUUAAACGGCCCUUGUGAGUUUAUAUGUGCAGUAAUAUGUGAUGCACCGGAGGUGUACGAGUUGCUGGGGAGCUGCAGCGUUUGGAUCAGCAUGGUGAUGCAUGUGCUGCGCUAGCUACCGUGCUACGACUGAGGAGUUCCUGCUGUGCAUUCUGUACAUGCUAGACUGAUUUGAUCAUAUGAAUGUGGUAUUA
This is a messenger RNA of Oryza sativa Japonica Group (Japanese rice), 3845 nucleotides long. The record is from RefSeq and is a predicted model, not a curated record. Lineage: Eukaryota; Viridiplantae; Streptophyta; Magnoliopsida; Poales; Poaceae.